This is a messenger RNA of Nilaparvata lugens (brown planthopper), 2320 nucleotides long. RefSeq names its product phosphatidylinositol glycan anchor biosynthesis class U protein (gene PIG-U). Bases 326 to 1630 code for a protein of 434 amino acids. Gene Ontology annotation, cellular component: GPI-anchor transamidase complex; membrane. Gene Ontology annotation, biological process: attachment of GPI anchor to protein; protein localization to cell surface. Lineage: Eukaryota; Metazoa; Arthropoda; Insecta; Hemiptera; Delphacidae. The record is from RefSeq and is a predicted model, not a curated record. The transcript has 7 exons.
UUCGUUAUUGAACACGAUUACACGAACUUUCAUUCAUACUUGAUACUAAACUAAUCAGAGAUCAGAGUAAUUAUUGUAAUUUAUUAUGGAAAUUUUUUUAUUGUUACGAGAUCUUUUCAUAAUUUUCAUAUCUACAUGAAAUAUAUAUUGAGUAAACGGUUAUCGAUCCAUAAAUUCAAUGUUCAGCUUCUGUUGUUAUAAAAUUUCAUCUUUUCUCUAAACGCCGGAUAACUUAACCUAUUUCAGGUUAAACUGUCUUGUUUAUUCUCUUGAUUCCAAUGAAUUUGGCAAUAAUUAAUGAAUAAUAAUCACUGACAAUAUCAAAAUGGAGUUAUUAGUGCUUCUCGAAUAUUUUAUUGCCACGGCUAUAAGAUUUUGGCUGAGCAAAUCUGAUUAUAACAAGCUUCUAGCUGAUAGGGUUGAAAUAUCAACACCACUAAAUUCAUGGAAAAGAGUUACCGAAGGAGCUGCUUUGUAUAAUGUUGGAACAAGUCCUUAUUUAGGGGAUAUGUUCCAUGAUAAUCCUCUCUGGUUGAUAGCUUUCAACUGGAUGCUUCGAAAUGUUCCUCAAUACAUCACAUACAUAUUCAUCUUCAGUGACAUGAUAACUGCUCAUCUACUCUUCUUGACGGCUCGAAAGUUUGUUGGAAACCUGUUGACGAAGCAAAUAAAUGAGCAGAAAAACUAUGCCAAAGUGAGUCGACAGCUGUUGGUGAGUCCAGAAGACGUAAGAAUGGCGCCUAUAUUCGUGGUAACCGCUUACUUAUUCAACCCUUACACAGUACUCACAUGUGCAGCUCAUGCCACAACAGUUUUCGCUAAUCUAUUUUUGGCCAUCAUGUUGUAUGCAACUGUCAAAGGUCACAUCCUGAUAUGCUGUUUGGCUUUAGCGCUGUCUGCCCAACAAGCAAUGUAUACUGUGAUAUUAAUCGUUCCCAUUUGUAUGUACUUGGCUCAAGGCAAAACUAAUAAGACACUUUUUAUGGCAAUGAUAGCUACUAUUUUCUCCACAAUUCUAUGUGGUCUCAUCUACUUGUCAUACCGCAUAGUUGGCUCAUGGGAUUUCAUCUAUGCAACUUACGGCUUCAUCUUGACAGUGCCCGAUCUGCGACCGAACAUAGGCCUGUUCUGGUACUUCUUCACGGAGAUGUUCGAGCACUUCCGCGUGCUGUUCCUGUGCGCAUUCCAGAUGAACGCAGCCGUGCUAUACCUGGGUCCGCUUGCCUUCCGUCUGCACGCAGAGCCCAUGCUGUUGGCCACCAGUCUCAUCACGCUCAUCGCCAUAUUCAAGUCGUAUCCGGCGCUAGGCGAUGUCGGCUUCUACCUAGCGCUGCUGCCCAUGUGGAAGCAUCUCUUUCAUUAUAUGCAACAAGGAUUCAUUGUGAGCUGUUUCUUUAUUAUUACAUCGGUGCUUGGACCAACUGUUUGGCAUUUAUGGAUCUACAAUCGAUCGGCGAAUGCUAAUUUCUACUUCGGCGUCACUCUAGCAUUUGCAACAGCUCAAAUAUUCCUUGUUACCGAUCUCCUGUUUGCAUACAUCAAACGAGAGUAUGCUGUGAUGCAUGGCCUUCCGAGAACAAUAGAUGGAAAGGAAGCAAAGCUUGUGUUGGAAUCGUCAAAUUUUGAAUAACAAUGAUAUUCCAUUGUUAAGUCUCGAUUUGUUACUAAAAUUCCAAUAUUGUUGGGACAUCAAAGAGAAUAGACAGACCCUUAAAAAAAGUCCAGUGACAAAAUUCAAGUUUAGUGCAUUUGUCAUGUAAUAACUGGCUACAAUACUCUGUAUAGAAUAAAGCUAUUCUCUUGGUGUGCCAAGUAUACCUACCUAGUGGGCGACUGAAAAAAUAUACUGAAAAAAGCGAGUUUAUAAUCGUGUUUGGUUAUUGGUGAUUUGCUUCAGCUGGAAAUCAGUGCAACGAUUCAUGUGCGACAUGUAUUAUAUUGCUGAUCUAUCUUGUUUUAAAUGUAAUUGUUAUCGACACGCCGUGGCAAGUCACACGGCGCCAACUCACUAUAAAUCACUUGAAACACUCACAUAAUCACUUGAAAUAAGUUGUUCUUUCGCAUUCAUUCGAAGAAAUGUAAACGUAGAUAUACUAGCUGUACAAAUAGUGCUGAGGAUUUGGACAUUAUUCCAGAGUACACUCUAUGACUCUUACUAUAUAAUAAUUAUUUCAUUAGAAUUACGAUAAAUGUAUAUAAAACCAUUUUGUACUUUUAAAUUAUUAGUGUAAAGUCUAGUUGUAAUGCUUGUCUUUUCUGUUAAUCUUAUUGUAAUUUUUGUAAUAAGCAAUACUUGGUAAUAAAAUUUCCUUGAGAACUG